CAACACUACUAUAUAACAAAUAAUUUGAGCUAAUAUAGGUUUAGGAUAUUAGAUAGUUACACGUUUAUCAGACAAACUGAGAAUGGCAGAUCCUGAAGUCGAGGUCUCCGCUAGUGGUGAUGUUAGGGUGGAUGCUAAAGGCAACUGGGACUCUUCAAAGAGGGUGUCGUCUAUGAUCGCGAUGUUCGGCGGGACCAAAAAAGCACCAGCUAGAGUAAUUGAUGUGAAAGUUGGGAAGGGUGGUAAAGUUCAGAUGAAACCAUCAGCAUCAGUAGCAGCAGCAGCGUCUUCUAAAGCUGGGGUAUCCGGGGAUGCUGGAGUAUCCGGGGAUGCAGCAGUGAAACUACCAGUUUUCAAACCCCCUGUCCCGCUACCCGUUAGCGCGGAAAAGAAGAGGUCUUCUUCUUCCGAUUCUGACGCAAAGAAAGAUAGAAAGUCACGCAAUAAGUCUCAUAGUGACAGUAGGAGUUCUUCCACUAGCUCUUCCUCCUCCUCUUCCAAAUCAAGAUCCAGUAAAUCUUCAGAAAAGAAGAAAAAGAAGAAGCGUAAGAAGAAGUCUUCCAAAUCUUCUAAAUCAUCGUCCAGUAGCAGCAGUUCCAGCAGCAGAAAUCUUACAAGAGUUAAACUGAAACUGAUUGAAGAAAUUUUCAGUUCUUCUUCGAGCUCAUCCUCUAGUUCAUCCUCUAGUUCAUCCUCUAGUUCCAGUUCUUCAUCUUCGAGUAGUUCUGGAUCGGAUGACUCAAAGAAAAAGAAGAAAAAGAAGAAGAAGAAGAAGAAGAAGUCCGGAUUUGGAUUCAGCUUUGGUGGUGGAGCUGAUGCAGAUGCCGGAGCUGGAGGUGAAGCUAACGGAGGACUUGACCUCGGAGGAGGUGGAGGAUUGAGUCUCGGUGGUGGCCUCGGUGGAGGUAUUGACGUUGGUGGAGACGCUGGUGGAGACAUCGGAGGUGGUCUUGGAGGAGGUUUAGACCUGAGCGGAGGUGCUGAUAUUGCCGCUCCCAGUGUUGAAGUUGAAGCAGAAGCCCCAGAUGUUAACCUCGGUGGAGGUCUUGGAGGAGGUUUCGGUGGAGGUCUCGGUGGAGGUCUUGGUGGAGGUCUUGGUGGAGGUCUGGAUCUCGGAGGAGGAGCCGACCUAGAUGUAGAUGUGCCAGAACCUGAAAUAAAAGUGAAAGCUGAAGCACCAGAUGUUGACAUCGGAGGUGGCAUUGGAGGAGGUAUUGGAGGAGGUUUCGGUCUCGGAGGAGGAGCCGAUAUAGAUUUAGAUGUACCGGAACCAGCAGUCGAAGUUAAGGCUGAUGUACCAGAUGUUGAUAUUGGAGGCGGUAUUGGAGGAGGUUUCGGAGGAGGUUUCGGUCUCGGAGGAGGGGCCGACAUAGAUGUAGAUGUACCGGAACCAGCAGUCGAAGUUAAGGCUGAUGUACCAGAUGUUGAUAUCGGAGGCGGUAUUGGAGGAGGUUUCGGAGGAGGUUUUGGAGGAGGCCUAGGUGGAGGCAUUGAUGCUGAUGUAAGUGCACCUGAAGUAGAAAUUGAAGCUGAAGCACCUGAUCUAGAUAUCGGAGGAGGAAUUGGUGGUGGAUUUGGUGGAAGUCUGGACCUCGGAGGAGGAGCCGACAUAGAUGUAGAUGUACCUACACCUGAAGUAGAAAUUGAAGCUGAAGCACCUGAUCUAGAUAUCGGAGGCGGUAUCGGAGGUGGAUUUGGUGGAGGUUUCGGUGUCGGAGGAGGAGCCGACAUAGAUGUAGAUGUACCUACACCUGAAGUAGAAAUUGAAGUUGAAGCACCUGAUCUAGAUAUCGGAGGCGGUAUUGGAGGCGGUUUUGGUGGAGGUUUCGGUGUCGGAGGAGGAGCCGACAUAGAUGUGGAUGUACCGGAACCAGCAGUCGAAGUUAAGGCUGAGGUACCAGAUGUUGAUAUCGGAGGCGGUAUUGGAGGAGGUUUCGGAGGUGGUUUUGGAGGUGGCCUAGGUGGGGGCAUUGAUGCUGAUGUAAGUGCGCCUGAAGUAGAAAUUGAAGCACCUGAUCUAGAUAUCGGGGGAGGAAUUGGUGGUGGGUUCGGCGGUGGUAUUGGAGGAGAUGCUGAUAUCGACGUUUCUGCACCUGAUGUUGAUAUAGGCGGAGGUUUCGGCUUCGGCUUCGGAGGCAAGAAGAAAAAGAAGUCUGGAAGUUCUUCUUCAAGUGAUGACAGCAAGAAGAAGAAGAAGAAGGGAGGAUUUGGAUUUGGUUUCGGCGGUAAAGCCGAUGUUGCUGUUCCAGAUGUUGACUUGAAAGUCAAAGCAGAUGCUGAUAUAGAUGUUCCUGAGCCAGAAAUCAAGGUUAAAGCCAAUGCUCCUGAUGUUGAUAUUGGUGGAGGUGCUGAUAUUGAUAUUGGCGGUGGAGCAAAUGUUGAUCUAGACGUAAAGAAGCCAGAUAUUGACGUUGGCGGUGGUUUCGGCUUCGGCUUUGGAGGCAAGAAGAAAAAGAAGUCUGGAAGUUCUUCUUCAAGUGAUGACAGCAAGAAGAAGAAGAAGAAGGGAGGAUUUGGAUUUGGAUUCGGCGGUAAAGCCGAUGUUGAUGUUCCAGAUGUUGACUUGAACGUCAAAGCAGAUGCUGAUAUUGAUGUUCCUGAGCCAGAAAUCAAGGUUAAAGCUGAUGCGCCUGAUGUUGACGUUGGAGGUGGUUUCGGCUUCGGCUUUGGAGGCAAGAAGAAAAAGAAGUCUGGAAGUUCUUCUUCAAGUGAUGACAGCAAGAAGAAGAAGAAGAAGGGAGGAUUUGGAUUUGGAUUUGGCGGUAAAGCCGAUGUUGAUGUUCCAGAUGUUGACUUGAACGUCAAAGCAGAUGCUGAUAUUGAUGUUCCUGAGCCAGAAAUCAAGGUUAAAGCUGAUGCGCCUGAUGUUGACGUUGGAGGUGGUUUCGGCUUCGGCUUUGGAGGCAAGAAGAAAAAGAAGUCUGGAAGUUCUUCUUCGAGUGAUGACAGCAAGAAGAAGAAGAAGAAGGGAGGAUUUGGAUUCGGAUUCGGCGGUAAAGCCGAUGUUGAUGUUCCAGAUGUUGACUUGAACGUCAAAGCGGAUGCUGAUAUUGAUGUUCCUGAGCCAGAAAUCAAAGUUAAAGCUGAUGCGCCUGAUGUUGACGUUGGAGGUGGUUUCGGCUUCGGCUUUGGAGGCAAGAAGAAAAAGAAGUCUGGAAGUUCUUCUUCGAGUGAUGACAGCAAGAAGAAGAAGAAGAAGGGAGGAUUUGGAUUCGGAUUCGGCGGUAAAGCCGAUGUUGAUGUUCCAGAUGUUGACUUGAACGUCAAAGCAGAUGCUGAUAUCGAUGUUCCUGAGCCAGAAAUCAAAGUUAAAGCUGAUGCGCCUGAUGUUGACGUUGGAGGUGGUUUCGGCUUCGGCUUUGGAGGCAAGAAGAAAAAGAAGUCUGGAAGUUCUUCUUCAAGUGAUGACAGCAAGAAGAAGAAGAAGAAGGGAGGAUUUGGAUUUGGAUUCGGCGGUAAAGCCGAUGUUGAUGUUCCAGAUGUUGACUUGAACGUCAAAGCAGAUGCUGAUAUCGAUGUUCCUGAGCCAGAAAUCAAAGUCAAGGCUGAUGCUCCUGAUGUUGAUAUCGGUGGUGGCAUCGGUGGUGGUCUUGACAUCGGUGGGAGUGUUGAUGCUAAUUUGCCGAAUAUUGGAGGUUCAGUCGAUGCAGAUAUUGAUGUGGACAAACCAAAAGUUGGAGGUGGUUUCGGCUUUGGCUUCGGAGGAAAGAAGAAAAAGAAGUCAGGCGGCAGUUCUUCUUCAAGUUCGAGUGACGGUGGUAAGAAGAAAAAGAAGGGAGGAUUUGGAUUUGGAUUCGGCGGUAAAGCUGAUGUAGAUGUUCCAGAUGUUGACUUGAACGUCAAAGCAGAUGCUGAUAUUGAUGUUCCUGAGCCUGAAAUCAAGGUUAAAGCCGAUGCUCCUGAUAUUGAUAUUGGUGGAGGUGCUGAUAUUGAUAUUGGCGGUGGAGCUGAUGUUGAUCUAGACGUAAAGAAGCCAGAUGUUGACGUUGGAGGUGGUUUCGGCUUCGGCUUUGGAGGCAAGAAGAAAAAGAAGUCUGGAAGUUCUUCUUCAAGUGAUGACAGCAAGAAGAAGAAGAAGAAGGGAGGAUUUGGAUUUGGUUUCGGUGGUAAAGCCGAUGUUGAUGUUCCAGAUGUUGACUUAAACGUCAAAGCAGAUGCUGAUAUCGAUGUUCCUGAGCCAGAAAUCAAGGUUAAAGCCGAUGCUCCUGAUGUUGAUAUUGGUGGAGGUGCUGAUAUUGAUAUUGGCGGUGGAGGUGGUUUCGGCUUCGGCUUUGGAGGCAAGAAGAAAAAGAAGUCUGGAAGUUCUUCAUCAAGUGAUGACAGCAAGAAGAAGAAGAAGAAGGGAGGAUUUGGAUUUGGAUUCGGUGGUAAAGCCGAUGUUGAUGUUCCAGAUGUUGACUUGAACGUCAAAGCAGAUGCUGAUAUCGAUGUUCCUGAGCCAGAAAUCAAGGUUAAGGCUGAUGCUCCUGAUGUUGAUAUUGGUGGAGGUGCUGAUAUUGAUAUUGGCGGUGGAGCAGACGUUGAUCUAGAUGUUAAGAAACCAAAAGGUGGAUUUGGCUUCGGAUUCGGCGGAAAGAAGAAGGACAGUUCAAGUUCGAGUGACGAUGGUAAGAAGAAGAAGAAGAAGGGAGGAUUUGGAUUUGGAUUCGGCGGCAAAGGCAAGGGUGGCGUCGAUGUUCCAGAUGUUGACUUGAACGUCAAAGCAGAUGCCGAUAUUGAUGUUCCUGAGCCAGAAAUCAAGGUCAAGGCUGAUGCUCCUGAUGUUGAUAUUGGUGGAGGUGCUGAUAUUGAUAUUGGCGGUGGAGCAGACGUUGAUCUAGAUGUCAAGAAACCAAAAGGUGGAUUUGGCUUCGGAUUCGGCGGAAAGAAGAAGGGAGACUCUUCUUCAUCAUCCAGUGAUGAUGACAAGAAGAAGAAGAAGAAGGGAGGAUUUGGAUUUGGAUUCGGUGGCAAAGCCAAGGGUGGUGUCGAUGUUCCAGAUGUUGACUUGAACGUCAAAGCAGAUGCCGACAUUGAUGUUCCUGAGCCAGAAAUCAAGGUUAAGGCUGAUGCUCCUGAUGUUGAUAUUGGUGGAGGUGCUGAUAUUGAUAUUGGCGGUGGAGCAGACGUUGAUCUAGAUGUCAAGAAACCAAAAGGUGGAUUUGGCUUCGGAUUCGGCGGAAAGAAGAAGGGAGACUCUUCUUCAUCAUCCAGUGAUGAUGACAAGAAGAAGAAGAAGAAGGGAGGAUUUGGAUUUGGGUUCGGCGGCAAAGCCAAGGGUGGCGUCGAUGUUCCAGAUGUUGACUUGAACGUCAAAGCAGAUGCUGAUAUUGAUGUUCCUGAGCCAGAAAUCAAGGUUAAAGCCGAUGCUCCUGAUGUUGAUAUUGGUGGAGGUGCUGAUAUUGAUAUCGGCGGUGGAGCAGACGUUGAUCUAGAUGUCAAGAAACCAAAAGGUGGAUUUGGCUUCGGAUUCGGCGGAAAGAAGAAAAGAGACUCUUCUUCAUCAUCCAGUGAUGAUGACAAGAAGAAGAAGAAGAAGGGAGGAUUUGGAUUUGGAUUCGGCGGCAAAGCCAAGGGUGGCGUCGAUGUUCCAGAUGUUGACUUGAACGUCAAAGCAGAUGCCGACAUUGAUGUUCCUGAGCCAGAAAUCAAGGUCAAGGCUGAUGCUCCUGAUGUCGAUAUUGGUGGAGGUGCUGAUAUCGAUAUUGGCGGUGGAGCAGACGUUGAUCUAGACGUAAAGAAGCCAAAAGGAGGAUUCGGCUUCGGGUUUAGUGGAAAGGGAUCAGGGUCCAGUGAUGAUGAUAAGAAGAAAAAGAAGAAGAAGAAGUCUAGCUUUAAAUUUGGCAUGGGAGGAAAAGCUAAAGGUGGUAUUGACACACCUGAUGUUGACCUCAACGUCAAAGCAGAUGCCGAUAUUGAUGUUCCUGAGCCAGAAAUCAAGGUUAAAGCUGACGCUCCUGAUAUUGACAUUGGUGGAGGUGCUGACGUAGAUAUUGGUGGUGGAGCAGAUAUCGAUAUAGGAGGUGAUAUUGACGUUGACAAACCAAAAAUUGGAGGAGGAUUUGGUUUUGGAUUCGGCGGAAAGAAGAAGGGAGACUCUUCUUCAUCAUCCAGUGAUGAUGACAAGAAGAAGAAGAAGAAGGGAGGAUUUGGAUUUGGAUUCGGUGGCAAAGCCAAGGGUGGUGUCGAUGUUCCAGAUGUUGACUUGAACGUCAAAGCAGAUGCCGACAUUGAUGUUCCUGAGCCAGAAAUCAAGGUUAAGGCUGAUGCUCCUGAUGUUGAUAUUGGUGGAGGUGCUGAUAUUGAUAUUGGCGGUGGAGCAGACGUUGAUCUAGAUGUCAAAAAGCCAAAAGGUGGAUUUGGCUUCGGAUUCGGCGGAAAGAAGAAGGGAGACUCUUCUUCAUCAUCCAGUGAUGAUGACAAGAAAAAGAAGAAGAAGGGAGGAUUUGGAUUCGGAUUCGGCGGCAAAGCCAAGGGUGGCGUCGAUGUUCCAGAUGUUGACUUGAACGUCAAAGCAGAUGCCGACAUUGAUGUUCCUGAGCCAGAAAUCAAGGUCAAGGCUGAUGCUCCUGAUGUUGAUAUUGGUGGAGGUGCUGAUAUCGAUAUUGGCGGUGGAGCAGACGUUGAUCUAGACGUAAAGAAGCCAAAAGGAGGAUUCGGCUUCGGGUUUAGUGGAAAGGGAUCAGGGUCCAGUGAUGAUGAUAAGAAGAAAAAGAAGAAGAAGAAGUCUAGCUUUAAAUUUGGCAUGGGAGGAAAAGCUAAAGGUGGUAUUGACACACCUGAUGUUGACCUCAACGUCAAAGCAGAUGCCGAUAUUGAUGUUCCUGAGCCAGAAAUCAAGGUUAAAGCUGACGCUCCCGAUAUUGAUAUUGGUGGAGGUGCAGACGUAGAUAUUGGUGGUGGAGCAGAUAUCGAUAUAGGAGGUGAUAUUGACGUUGACAAACCAAAAAUUGGAGGAGGAUUUGGUUUUGGAUUCGGCGGAAAGAAGAAGGGAGACUCUUCUUCAUCAUCCAGUGAUGAUGGCAAGAAGAAGAAGAAGAAGGGAGGCUUUGGCUUCGGAUUCGGUGGUAAAGCAAAGGGUGGUAUUGAUACUCCCGACGUUGAUCUCAACGUGAAGGCAGAUGCUGAUCUUGGAGGAUCAGGAGGUAAACUACCAUCUCCGAAUGCUGAUGUGAAUAUUGCUGAUAUUGAUAUUGAUGUUAAUCCUGCAAAACCGAGCGGGGAUAUCCAUGUUAAAGGUCCCAACGUUAGUGGGGACGUUGAUGUAAAGAAACCCAAAGUUGAAGGCAAGGGCGGCUUCGGAUUUGGGUUUGGAGGGAGUAGCUCAAGUGAUGACGGAAAGAAAAAGAAGAAGGGGAGCUUCAAGUUUGGUCUCGGCGGCAAAGGUGAUGCUGAUAUUGACCUCAAGCUUAAAGGAGAUGCAGACAUUGACAUCCAAGAUCCUAAAAUCAAGGUCAAGGCUGACACACCUGAUGCCGAUAUUAAGGUUAAAACUCCUAAAGUAAAGGGAGAUGUAGAUGUGAGUGGCGAUGUUGAUAUCGACCUUAAAAAACCUAAAGGCAAAGGAGGUUUUGGUAUAGGGUUUGGCGGCAAGAGAAGUGGCUCUAGUAGUUCAAGUGAUGAUGACAAGAAAAAGAAGAAAAAGAAAGGAAGCUUCAAGUUUGGCCUCGGCGGCAAAGGUGAUGCCGAUAUUGAUCUCAAGCUUAAAGGAGACGCUGACAUUGAUAUCCAAGAUCCUAAAAUCAAGGUCAAGGCCGACAAACCAGAUGCCGAUAUUAAGAUAAAAACUCCUAAAGUAAAGGGAGAUGUGGAUGUAGAUAUCAAAAAACCUAAAGGCAAAGGAGGUUUUGGUAUUGGAUUUGGUGGCAAGAAAAGUGGCUCUAGUAGUUCAAGUGAUGACGGCAAGAAAAAGAAGAAGGGAGGUUUCAAAUUUGGUCUCGGCGGCAGUGGUGAUGCCGAUGUUGAACUCAAACUGAAAGGAGACGCAGAUAUUGAUAUCCCAGAUCCUAAAAUCAAGGUCAAGGCUGACAAACCAGAUGCCGAUAUCAAGGUUAAAACUCCUAAAGUAAAGGGAGAUGUGGAUGUAGAUAUCAAAAAACCGAAAGGCAAAGGAGGUUUUGGUAUAGGAUUUGGCGGCAAGAAAAGUGGCUCUAGUAGUUCAAGUGAUGAUGACAAGAAAAAGAAGAAAAAGAGAGGAAGCUUCAAGUUUGGCCUCGGGGGCAAAGGUGAUGCCGAUAUUGAUAUCAAGCUUAAAGGAGACGCUGACAUUGAUAUCCCUGAUCCUAAAAUCAAGGUUAAGGCCGACAAACCAGAUGCUGAUAUUAAGAUAAAAACUCCUAAAGUAAAGGGAGAUGUGGAUGUAGAUAUCAAAAAACCUAAAGGCAAAGGAGGUUUUGGUAUUGGAUUUGGUGGCAAGAAAAGUGGCUCUAGUAGUUCAAGUGAUGACGGCAAGAAAAAGAAGAAGGGAGGUUUCAAAUUUGGUCUCGGCGGCAGUGGUGAUGCCGAUGUUGAACUCAAACUGAAAGGAGACGCAGAUAUUGAUAUCCCAGAUCCUAAAAUCAAGGUCAAGGCUGACAAACCAGAUGCCGAUAUCAAGGUUAAAACUCCUAAAGUAAAGGGAGAUGUGGAUGUAGAUAUCAAAAAACCGAAAGGCAAAGGAGGUUUUGGUAUAGGAUUUGGCGGCAAGAAAAGUGGCUCUAGUAGUUCAAGUGAUGAUGACAAGAAAAAGAAGAAAAAGAGAGGAAGCUUCAAGUUUGGCCUCGGGGGCAAAGGUGAUGCUGAUAUUGAUAUCAAGCUUAAAGGAGACGCUGACAUUGAUAUCCCUGAUCCUAAAAUCAAGGUUAAGGCCGACAAACCAGAUGCUGAUAUUAAGAAUAAAACUCCUAAAGUAAAGGGAGAUGUGGAUGUAGAUAUCAAAAAACCUAAAGGCAAAGGAGGUUUUGGUAUUGGAUUUGGUGGCAAGAAAAGUGGCUCUAGUAGUUCAAGUGAUGACGGCAAGAAAAAAAAGAAGGGAGGUUUCAAAUUUGGUCUCGGCGGCAGUGGUGAUGCCGAUGUUGAACUGAAACUGAAAGGAGACGCAGAUAUUGAUAUCCCAGAUCCUAAAAUCAAGGUCAAGGCCGACAAACCAGAUGCUGAUAUUAAGAUUAAAACUCCUAAAGUAAAGGGAGAUGUUGAUGUAGAUAUCAAAAAACCUAAAGGCAAAGGAGGUUUUGGUAUUGGAUUUGGUGGCAAGAAAAGUGGCUCUUGUAGUUCAAGUGAUGACGACAAGAAAAAGAAGAAGGGAGGUUUCAAAUUUGGUCUCGGCGGCAGUGGUGAUGCCGAUGUUGAUCUCAAACUGAAAGGUGACGCAGAUAUUGAUAUCCCAGAUCCUAAAAUCAAGGUCAAGGCUGACAAACCAGAUGCCGAUAUCAAGGUUAAAACUCCUAAAGUAAAGGGAGAUGUGGAUGUAGAUAUCAAAAAACCGAAAGGCAAAGGAGGUUUUGGUAUAGGAUUUGGCGGCAAGAAAAGUGGCUCUAGUAGUUCAAGUGAUGAUGACAAGAAAAAGAAGAAAAAGAAAGGAAGCUUCAAGUUUGGCCUCGGCGGCAAAGGUGAUGCCGAUAUUGAUCUCAAGCUUAAAGGAGACGCUGACAUUGAUAUUCCAGAUCCUAAAAUCAAGGUCAAGGCUGACAAACCAGAUGCCGAUAUCAAGGUUAAAACUCCUAAAGUAAAGGGAGAUGUGGAUGUAGAUAUCAAAAAACCGAAAGGCAAAGGAGGUUUUGGUAUUGGAUUUGGUGGCAAGAAAAGUGGCUCUUGUAGUUCAAGUGAUGACGACAAGAAAAAGAAGAAGGGAGGUUUCAAAUUUGGUCUCGGCGGCAGUGGUGAUGCCGAUGUUGACCUCAAACUGAAAGGAGACGCAGAUAUUGAUAUCCCAGAUCCUAAAAUCAAGGUCAAGGCUGACAAACCCGAUGCUGAUAUCAAGGUUAAAACUCCUAAAGUAAAGGGAGAUGUGGAUGUAGAUAUCAAAAAACCUAAAGGCAAAGGAGGUUUUGGUAUAGGAUUUGGCGGCAAGAAAAGUGGCUCUAGUAGUUCAAGUGAUGAUGACAAGAAAAAGAAAAAAAAGAGAGGAAGCUUUAAGUUUGGCCUCGGCGGCAAAGGUGAUGCCGAUAUUGAUCUCAAGCUUAAAGGAGACGCUGACAUUGAUAUCCCAGAUCCUAAAAUCAAGGUCAAAGCCGACAAACCAGAUGCUGAUAUUAAGAUUAAAACUCCUAAAGUAAAGGGAGAUGUGGAUGUAGAUAUCAAAAAACCUAAAGGCAAAGGAGGUUUUGGUAUUGGAUUUGGUGGCAAGAAAAGUGGCUCUAGUAGUUCAAGUGAUGACGGCAAGAAAAAGAAGAAGGGAGGUUUCAAAUUUGGUCUCGGUGGUAGUGGUGAUGCCGAUGUUGACCUCAAACUGAAAGGAGACGCAGAUAUUGAUAUCCCAGAUCCUAAAAUCAAGGUCAAGGCUGACAAACCAGAUGCCGAUAUCAAGGUUAAAACUCCUAAAGUAAAGGGAGAUGUGGAUGUAGAUAUCAAAAAACCUAAAGGCAAAGGAGGUUUUGGUAUAGGAUUUGGCGGCAAGAAAAGUGGCUCUAGUAGUUCAAGUGAUGAUGACAAGAAAAAGAAGAAAAAGAAAGGAAGCUUCAAGUUUGGCCUCGGCGGCAAAGGUGAUGCCGAUAUUGAUCUCAAGCUUAAAGGAGACGCUGACAUUGAUAUUCCAGAUCCUAAAAUCAAGGUCAAAGCCGACAAACCAGAUGCUGAUAUUAAGAUUAAAACUCCUAAAGUAAAGGGAGAUGUGGAUGUAGAUAUCAAAAAACCUAAGGGCAAAGGAGGUUUUGGUAUUGGAUUUGGUGGCAAGAAAAGUGGCUCUAGUAGUUCAAGCGAUGACGGCAAGAAAAAGAAGAAGGGAGGUUUCAAAUUUGGUCUCGGCGGCAGUGGUGAUGCCGAUGUUGACCUCAAACUAAAAGGAGACGCAGAUAUUGAUAUCCCAGAUCCUAAAAUCAAGGUCAAGGCUGACAAACCAGAUGCCGAUAUCAAGGUUAAAACUCCUAAAGUAAAGGGAGAUGUGGAUGUAGAUAUCAAAAAACCGAAAGGCAAAGGAGGUUUUGGUAUAGGAUUUGGCGGCAAGAAAAGUGGCUCUAGUAGUUCAAGUGAUGAUGACAAGAAAAAGAAAAAAAAGAGAGGAAGCUUCAAGUUUGGCCUCGGCGGCAAAGGUGAUGCCGAUAUUGAUUUCAAGCUUAAAGGAGACGCUGACAUUGAUAUUCCAGAUCCUAAAAUCAAGGUCAAGGCUGACAAACCAGAUGCCGAUAUCAAGGUUAAAACUCCUAAUGUAAAGGGAGAUGUGGAUGUAGAUAUCAAAAAACCGAAAGGCAAAGGAGGUUUUGGUAUAGGAUUUGGCGGCAAGAAAAGUGGCUCUAGUAGUUCAAGUGAUGAUGACAAGAAAAAGAAGAAAAAGAGAGGAAGCUUCAAGUUUGGCCUCGGCGGCAAAGGUGAUGCCGAUGUUGAUCUCAAGCUUAAAGGAGACGCUGACAUUGAUAUUCCAGAUCCUAAAAUCAAGGUCGAAGCCGACAAACCAGAUGCUGAUAUUAAGAUUAAAACUCCUAAAGUAAAGGGAGAUGUGGAUGUAGAUAUCAAAAAACCUAAAGGCAAAGGAGGUUUUGGUAUUGGAUUUGGUGGCAAAAAAAGUGGCUCUAGUAGUUCAAGUGAUGACGGCAAGAAAAAGAAGAAGGGAGGUUUCAAAUUUGGUCUCGGCGGCAGUGGUGAUGCUGAUGUUGACCUGAAACUGAAAGGAGACGCAGAUAUUGAUAUUCCAGAUCCUAAAAUCAAGGUGAAGGCUGACAAACCAGAUGCUGAUAUUGAGGUUAAAACUCCUAAAGUAAAGGGAGAUGUGGAUGUAGAUAUCAAAAAACCUAAAGGCAAAGGAGGUUUUGGUAUAGGAUUUGGUGGCAAGAAAAGUGGCUCCAGUAGUUCAAGUGAUGACGACAAGAAAAAGAAGAAAAAGAAAGGAAGCUUCAAGUUUGGUCUCGGCGGCAAAGGUGAUGCCGAUAUUGAUCUCAAGCUUAAAGGAGACGCUGACAUUGAUAUCCCAGAUCCUAAAAUCAAGGUGAAGGCCGACAAACCAGAUGCUGAUAUCAAGGUUAAAACUCCUAAAGUAAAGGGAGAUGUAGAUAUAGAGAAGCCCCAUCUUGAAGGUAAAGGUGGCUUUGGAUUUGGAUUCGGCAGAAAGAAAAGCGGCUCAAGUAGUUCAAGUAGCUCUAGUAAUGACGAAAAGAAAAAGAAAAGGGGCUUCGGGUUUGGAUUCGGUGGAAAAGGCGAUGCUGAUGUUGAUCUAACAUUGAAGGGUGAUGCCGAUGUAGAUAUUCCAGUUGGUGGUGAUCUCGACGCAGAUGUAAGCGCUCCUAAGAUUAAGGCCGACAUUGAUGCUCCAAAAGCGGACGUAGACUUGGAUGCAAACGUUAAAGGACCUAAAUUAAAGGGAAAAUCAUCCUUUAAAUUCCCAUCCUUCGGGUUCGGAGGAUCAGGAGGAGGAAAGGUCAAGGGACCAAAGAUUGACGGUAACAUCAGUGGAAGCCUCAGUGGCAGUGGACCAGAUAUCAAGGUCAAAGGACCGAAAGUUAAAGCACCUAAAGGAGAUGUCGAUGUUGAUUUGAAUCUUGGUGGAGGAGCUGAUCUCGACGUUAAAGGACCUGACGUUGACGUUGACGUCAAAGCACCAAAAGCAGACUUGGACAUCGGUGGUGGAGCCGAUAUUGAUAUCAGUGGUCCUAAAGUAGAUGCCGACCUAGAAGCAAACGUUAAGGGACCUAAAGUCAAGGGAAAGAAAUCGUCCUUUAAAUUCCCAUCCUUCGGGUUUGGAGGAUCAGGAGGAGGAAAGGUCAAGGGACCCAAGAUUGACGGUAACAUCAGUGGAAGCCUCAGUGGCAGUGGACCAGAUAUCAAGGUCAAAGGACCUAAAGUUAAAGCACCUAAAGGAGAUGUCGAUGUUGAUUUGAAUCUAGGUGGAGGAGCUGAUCUCGACGUUAAAGGACCUGAUGUUGAUGUCGAUGUUAAAGCACCAGACGCAGACGUGGAUAUCGGUGGUGGUGGUGGUGGUAGUUUCAAAUUCCCAUCCUUCGGGUUCGGAGGAUCAGGAGGAGGAAAGGUCAAGGGACCAAAGAUUGAUGGUAGCAUCAGUGGAAGCCUCAGUGGCAGUGGACCAGAUAUCAAGGUCAAAGGACCUAAAGUUAAAGCACCUAAAGGAGAUGUCGAUGUCGAUUUGAAUCUAGGUGGAGGAGCUGAUCUCGACGUUAAAGGACCCGAUGUUGAUGUUGAUGUUAAAGCACCAGACGCAGACGUGGAUAUCGGUGGUGGUGGUGGUUUCAAAUUCCCAUCCUUCGGGUUCGGAGGAUCAGGAGGAGGAAAGGUCAAGGGACCAAAGAUUGACGGUAACAUCAGUGGAAGCCUCAGUGGCAGUGGACCAGAUAUCAAGGUCAAAGGACCGAAAGUUAAAGCACCUAAAGGAGAUGUCGAUGUUGAUUUGAAUCUAGGUGGAGGAGCUGAUCUCGACGUUAAAGGACCUGAUGUUGAUGUCGAUGUUAAAGCACCAGACGCAGACGUGGAUAUCGGUGGUGGUGGUGGUUUCAAAUUCCCAUCCUUCGGGUUCGGAGGAUCAGGAGGAGGAAAGGUCAAGGGACCAAAGAUUGAUGGUAGCAUCAGUGGAAGCCUCAGUGGCAGUGGACCAGAUAUCAAGGUCAAAGGACCAAAAGUUAAAGCACCUAAAGGAGAUGUCGAUGUUGAUUUGAAUCUUGGUGGAGGAGCUGAUCUCGACGUUAAAGGACCCGAUGUUGAUAUAAAUGGCCCUAAAGUAGACGCCGACAUAGAUGCAGACAUAAAGGCACCUAAAGUAAAGGGAAAAUCAUCCUUUAAAUUACCAUCCUUCGGGUUUGGAGGAUCAGGAGGAGGAAAGGUCAAGGGACCAAAGAUUGAUGGUAGCAUCAGUGGAAGCCUCAGUGGCAGUGGACCAGAUAUCAAGGUCAAAGGACCGAAAGUUAAAGCACCUAAAGGAGAUGUUGAUGUUGAUUUGAAUCUUGGUGGAGGAGCUGAUCUUGACGUUAAAGGACCCGAUGUUGAUAUUAAUGGUCCUAAAGUAGACGUGGAUGCUGAUUUAGACGCAGAUAUCAGAGGCCCCAAACUCAAAUUCCCAUCCUUCGGGUUCGGAGGAUCAGGAGGAGGAAAGGUCAAGGGACCAAAGAUUGAUGGUAGCAUCAGUGGAAGCCUCAGUGGCAGUGGACCAGAUAUCAAGGUCAAAGGACCGAAAGUUAAAGCACCUAAAGGAGAUGUCGAUGUUGAUUUGAAUCUAGGUGGAGGAGCUGAUCUCGACGUUAAAGGACCUGAUGUUGAUGUCGAUGUUAAAGCACCAGACGCAGACGUGAAUAUCGGUGGUGGCGGUGGUGGUGGUUUCAAAUUCCCAUCCUUCGGGUUCGGAGGAUCAGGAGGAGGAAAGGUCAAGGGACCAAAGAUUGAUGGUAGCAUCAGUGGAAGCCUCAGUGGCAGUGGACCAGAUAUCAAGGUCAAAGGACCGAAAGUUAAAGCACCUAAAGGAGAUGUCGAUGUUGAUUUGAAUCUAGGUGGAGGAGCUGAUCUCGACGUUAAAGCACCAAAGGCAGACCUAGACGCUGACCUGAACAUAGGAGGUGAUGCAGAUAUUGACAUUAAAGGUCCCAAAGCAGACCUUGAUCUGGAUAUGAAGAAACCUAAAGGAAAGGGAGGUUUCAAAUUCCCCAAUUUCGGAUUCGGUGGAAAAGCCAAAAGCCCUGAUAUAGAUCUCAAUGCUGAUGCUAAACUUAAGGGUAGUAUAGACGGUAGUCUUAAUGGUGAUAUCAGUGGUCCCGACGUCAAAAUAGAAGGACCUAAAGUAGAAGCACCGAAAGGAGAUGUUGAUCUUGACCUGAAGAUUGGUGGCGGUGCCGACAUUGAUGUUAAUGGUCCAAAAGCUGACGUUGAUCUGGAUGUGAAGAAACCCAAAGCUAAGGGUGGUUUCAAAUGGCCCAAAUUCAGGGGCAAAGCAAAGGGACCCCAGCCUGAUGCUAACAUAACAGUCGGUGCAGCAGUUGACGGUAAUGUUGAUGCCAACUUCUCAGAUGACUCUGUGAACGGUGGAGGACUUUGCGUUCCAUCAAAGAAAGGAAAGAAGAAGGUGAAAGGAAGCAAAAAAUCCAAGAAGCUGGGUGGACUCGACCUCAACGUCCAAAAAGCUUCCCCUGACCUUAAUAUCAAAAUGGAUGCUGACGCCAAGAAAGGCGGAUCAAUCGGCGGAGAUGUUGAUGCUGAUCUGAAGGUAGGUGGUGGCAUCGGCGGUGGAAUCGGCGGUGGUAUCGGUGGAGACAUCGGUGGUGGCCUCGGUGGUGGAAUCAAAAUCAAUGGAAAAGGAUCAAAAUCAUCAUCUUCAUCCUCUAGCGAUGACUCUAAGAAAAAGAAGAAAGGUGGAUUCGGAUUCGGAUUAGGUGGCAAAGCCAGUGGACCUGAUGUUGACUUAAAUUUGGGUGGUGGAGUAGAUGUGAAAGGCCCAGAAGUUGAUGUAUCUGCACCUGACGUAAAAGUCUCUGGUGGAGGUGAUAUCGGUGGAGGAUUUGGAGGAGGAAUUGGUGGAGGAAUCGGAGGAGGAUUAGAUACUGAUGUCAAGGUCGCAGCACCAGAAGUUAACUCUAGUGUAGACGUAGACACCGGCGCUAGUUUAGAGGCUGAUUUGUUUGGAAAAGGUGGAGCCGAUGUUAGCGGACCAGACCUUAGUUUCGGAGGCGGUCUUGGUGGUGGUAUCAAAGUCAAAGGAUCUAAGUCAUCGUCAUCAUCAUCCAGUGACGAUUCGAAGAAAAAGAAGAAGAAAGGAGGCUUCGGAUUCGGAUUCGGUGCUAGUGUUCCAGAUGUAGACGUAAAUCUAGGAGCCAGCGCUGAUGCUCCAGAUGCAAGUAUUGGUGGAGGUCUUGGCGGUGACAUUGAUCUUGGCGGUGGUGUUGAUCUUGAUGCUGAUGUUGCUGUUGCAGCCCCUGAGGUCAAAGCUGAUGCCGAUAUCGGAAGUGGUUUCGGUGGUGGUCUGAGCCUUGGUGGAGAUCUUGGCGGUGGCAUUGAUCUUGGCGGCGGUGCCGACCUUGAUGCUGAUGUUGCUGUUGCAGCCCCUGAGGUUAAAGCUGAUGCUGACAUUGGAAGUGGAUUCGGCGGUGGUCUGAGCCUUGGUGGAGGUUUUGGCGGUGACAUUGAUCUUGGCGGCGGUGCCGACCUUGAUGCUGAUGUUGCUGUUGCAGCCCCUGAGGUCAAAGCUGAUGCUGACAUUGGAAGUGGAUUUGGUGGAGGUCUGAGCCUUGGUGGAGGUUUCGGUGGGGGUGCCGACCUUGAUGCUGACGUUGCUGUUGCAGCCCCUGAGGUCAAAGCUGAUGCCGAUAUCGGAAGUGGAUUCGGUGGUGGUCUGAGCCUUGGUGGAGGUGCUGAUCUUGAUGCUGACAUUACUGUCGCUGCCCCUGAGGUUAAAGCUGAUGCUGAUAUCAGAAGUGGUCUCGGUGGAGGUCUGAGCCUUGGUGGAGGUAUUGGUGGAGGUGCUGACCUAGGUGCUGGUGCUGGCGCUGGUGCUGAUGUAGAUGUCGGUGCAGGUGGCGGAGCGGGAUUAGAAAUCGGUGGAGGUGCUGGUGGAGAUGCUAGUGCUGAUAUCAGUUUAGGAGGCGGCGGCGGUUUGUUAGGCGCCCUCGGUUUCGGCAAAAAGAAGAAGAAGAAGACGAAGAGGAGAAAGAAGGGUUCAAAAUCAUCAAAAUCAUCAUCGAGCUCAUCGAGCUCUUCCUCAUCGAGUUCAUCAUCGUCGUCAAGUUCAUCCGACAGCGACUCAAAGAAAGACUAGCGACUCGACUAGUUAGAUUGCAUGCAUUUCUCAGCAUUUCGGGGUAGUGUUGCGACCCAGAACAGAAUCAAAAGAAAGGGGCCAUGAGAUUCGGUUACAUUAGCCGACAAACUAGGACUGCGGCUGACAAACAUCAAUUCAUAACUCACGUGUCCAUCACGUGAUAAUCACAUGAGAAAUGUGCGCGGCUCCCCAUAACGUGCAGUUUUUCACGAUUUUAAUCUAUUCAGCUCAACACUCAAACACUCGAUACAUUUUACUAGGAGACCUGGACAGGAAACUGUAAAUACGCAUUGUUUCAUUUAUGACUUAUUUACAACGAUCUGUUUGUAUAGCGAUUGAAGAAAGUGGAGCAUUUUUGUUAAAUUUGUUAACCAAAUCAGUUUUCCGCUUCGAAGGGGCUGCUUUAUUUUGAUUUCAAAUUUUUUAAUUUAAAAAUGCGACAAGAAAAUUCAUUUUUGCCGCCACAGACGUAUUUUAACCAGGAUACAAUGUUUCGGGUUUUUAGUUGAGAGAUUUUUGCUAAGCUAAAAAUUCACUGGCGGCAGAAAGGCGACGUGCUACGUGUGUAAUUCUGCUUUAUUGUUGAGUUAUUUUGUUUUGAGUUUCAAUUGUUAGACGAAAGAUAGUGAUAUAUUACAGAGAUUUUAUACUUUUAAUUCUGAAUAUGUUAUAGUGA
Bolinopsis microptera is the source of this 17531-nucleotide messenger RNA. RefSeq names its product neuroblast differentiation-associated protein AHNAK-like. The transcript is spliced from 22 exons. NCBI's taxonomy places the organism in Eukaryota, Metazoa, Ctenophora, Tentaculata, Lobata, Bolinopsidae. Gene Ontology annotation, cellular component: cytoplasm; nucleus. The coding region runs from base 83 to 16852 and encodes 5589 amino acids. The record is from RefSeq and is a predicted model, not a curated record. Gene Ontology annotation, biological process: regulation of RNA splicing.